Molecule: messenger RNA, 3801 nt
Organism: Trichoplusia ni (cabbage looper)
Lineage: Eukaryota; Metazoa; Arthropoda; Insecta; Lepidoptera; Noctuidae
Gene: Tnks
Product: tankyrase
Exons: 24
Coding region: 124-3618 (1164 amino acids)
Molecular function (GO): protein binding; NAD+ poly-ADP-ribosyltransferase activity
Source: RefSeq, a predicted model, not a curated record
AACCCCAAAUGCAAUUGUCAAAUAAAAGUAGCAAGCAGCUGUGGAUAUACGUGUUUUUAUUUAAUAAUAUCUCGAGAAUGUGCGUUUAAUACACGAAAAAUAAAUGUGAAACGCGAAAUCAUCAUGUCGAGCCGUCGUUCGAUACUCGGAUCGGCGCUUGACGCACUGCCUCCGCCCACAGAUCCGUUGCGUGAGUUAUUUGAAGCUUGCAAAACGGGCGAUGCGGUCCGUGUAAAAAAGCUAAUUACACCCCAAACGGUGAAUGCUAGGGACACGGCCGGGCGAAAAUCGACUCCUCUACACUUCGCUGCAGGAUACGGUCGCAGGGAAGUAGUGGAGAUCCUGAUAGCGGGCGGUGCGGCGUUACAGGCGCGCGACGACGGCGGCCUCCAGCCGCUGCACAACGCGUGCUCGUUCGGGCACGCGGACGUGGUGCGCGCGCUGCUGGGGGCGGGGGCCGCGCCCGCCGCGCGCGACAACUGGGGCUACACGCCGCUGCACGAGGCCGCCGCCAAGGGGAAGGUCGAUGUGUGUAUAGCGUUAUUGCAACACGGCGCCGACCCCAACAUACGGAACACGGAGGGCAAGACGCCGCUCGACUUGGCCGACUCCGCUACCAGGCCUGUGUUGACAGGUGAAUACUGCGCAGCGGACGUAUUAGAAGCGGCCCGGUCGGGUGCGGACGACCGCCUCGCGUCCCUGCUCACGCCGCUCAACGUGAACGUCCACGCGAGCGACGGACGCAGGUCCACGCCGCUGCACUUGGCUGCGGGGUACAACAGGGCCAGGGCGGUCAGGCUGCUGCUGCAGAGGGGGGCCGAUGUGCACGCGAAGGAUAAGGGCGGCCUCGUACCCCUCCACAACGCGUGUUCGUACGGCCACUACGAGGUGACGGAGCUGUUGGUCCGCGCGGGGGCUGACGUCAACGCGACCGACCUCUGGGCCUUCACUCCGCUGCAUGAGGCCGCCAGCAAGGCGAGGCUGGAGGUAUGUUCUCUACUCCUGAGUGAAGGCGCGGACCCCACACUCCUGAACUGCCACGGGAAGUCAGCGUUAGACGUCGCCCCGACACGAGAACUACAAGAAAGGCUUGCUUUUGAGUACCGCGGCCACUGUUUGCUAGAAGCAUGUCGACUAGCAGAACCGGCGAGAGUCAAGAAGCAGCUGUCCGCCGUCUCCGGACACCAGCAUCAGCUGUCUGGGCAGAGUCCCCAGCCGGCCAGCAGCAGCAGCAGCGUGGUCCCGGCAGGCAGCGAGGUGGCGGCCGAGGCCCUCGCGAACUUCGCCCACGUCGGCAGCGGGGACAGGCCCCUGCACUGCGCGGCCGCCAGCCUGUACCCCAAGCGGAAACAGGUGAUGGAGAUGCUGAUAAGGAAAGGCGCUCGCGUCAACGAGAAGAACAAAGAUGGUCAGACUCCGUUACACGUGGCCACUGAACAUGCGCACCUAGACGCCAUGGACCUGCUGCUCAGACACGGCGCCAAGGUGAACGCGUGCGACGGUCGCGGGUCGAGCGCGCUGUCGCUGGCGGCGCGGCGCGACUCGGCGGCGGCGUGCCGCCUGCUGCUGGCCUGCGGGGCUCACACCGCGCCCGACGAACUGUACCCGCAGCCAGACGAUGCUUGCGCUAACGCGGCCGCCCUCCGUCUGCUAGAGGCAGCUCGCACAGGUGAUGUGGAGAACGCUCGCAGCAUCCUGGAUGCCAGACCUCGUCUCGUCAACUGCAGGGAUGUUGAUGGCAGGCAUUCAACGCCUUUGCAUUUUGCUGCAGGAUAUAAUCGUCUUCCGCUCGCUCAAUUAUUAUUACAAAGAGGUGCCGAUGUUCACGCGAAAGACAAAGGAGGCCUGGUCCCCCUUCACAACGCGUGUUCGUACGGCCACUACGAGGUGACGGAGCUACUAGUGUCUGCCGGCGCGGGAGUGAACGCGGCCGACCUGUGGAGGUUCACGCCGCUGCACGAGGCCGCCGCCAAGGGGAAGGCCGAUAUAGUCAGGCUGCUGUUGAAGCAUGGCGCGGACCCGACCCGGCGAAACCGCGACGGGCUGACCCCGCUGCAGCUGGUCCGCGCCGGGGACUGCGACACAGCUGACGCCCUCAGGGGGGAUGCUGCGCUGUUGGACGCGGCCAAGCGGGGAGACCUCGCCAGGGCUAGAAAAUUAAUAACACCACAGAACGUCAACUGCCGGGACGCUCACGGCAGGAACUCGACGCCAUUGCAUUUAGCUGCCGGCUACAAUAAUUUAGAAGUAGCGGAAGCUCUCCUAGCGGCCGGGGGCGCGGUCUCGGCCCGGGACAAGGGCGGGCUGGUCCCACUCCACAACGCGGCCUCCUACGGCCAUGUGGAGCUAGCCGCCUUGUUGCUGAGGGCCGGGACUCCGCCCAACGCCCCCGACAGGUGGGGCUUCACGCCCCUACAUGAGGCCGCGCAUAAGGCCCGCACGCAGCUCUGUGCGUUACUGCUGGCCCACGGCGCGGACCCUUACCUGAAAAACCAAGAGGGUCAGACAGCCCUCGAUCUCGCCGGAGCAGAGGACGUCCGCUGCCUGCUGCAGGACGCGAUGACGUCAGCGGCGGGUGAAGUAGCCCCCGCGCCCCCCGCGCCCCCGCUCCCGCCCCCGCAGCAACCUGUACUCAUGCCCAGUGGGGAUACUGUGCCUCUGGCUUUACCGGUGGUCCCCUCGACGUAUUGGGCGGAGGGGUCCCGAGGCAGCUUGGAGGACGCCGCCGGGAGACCAGCGUCAGCUCUCUCCACCUCAGAGUCACUGCAGACCUUCCUGUCUAGCAUCGGCCUAGAACAAUUAACAACAGUAUUAGAACGUGAACAAAUAACCGUAGACAUUCUCUCGGAGAUGUCGCACGAGGACCUACGAGCUAUCGGCGUAGCGGCCUACGGACACAGGCACAGGCUGCUGAAGGCUGCGCGGCAUUCACUGCAGGCGGCUACUGAGUGGUACGGCGGCACGACCCUGGUGGAAGUGGUCCCGGUGGCGGGCGCGGAGUGCUCCGACAGCGAGUACGGCAUCGUGGAGAGAGAGAUGCAGGCCUCCGUCCGCGCGCACAGGGACCACGCCGGGGGGAACUUCACGCACUACAACGUCGUCAGGAUACAGAAGCUAGUGAACGGGCGGCUGUGGGAGCGCUACCAGCACCGCCGCCGCGAGGUGUGCGAGGAGGCGGGCGCGCACAACGAGAGGAUGCUGUUCCACGGCUCGCCCUUCAUCAACGCCAUCGUGCAGAAGGGCUUCGAUGAACGACAUGCAUAUAUAGGCGGUAUGUUUGGCGCUGGUAUAUACUUCGCCGAACACUCGUCGAAGAGUAAUCAGUACGUGUACGGCUUCGGCGGCGGUUCAGGCUGUCCCGCUCACAAGGACCGCAGCUGUUAUCUGUGCCACAGACAAAUGCUCCUCUGCCGCGUGACCCUCGGACGCGCCUUCCAAGUCCUGAGCGCGAUGAAGAUGGCUCACGCGCCCCCCGGUCACCACUCCGUGGCGGGGAGGCCGUCGCAGGGCGGCCUCUGCUACCCGGAGUACGUCGUGUAUAGAGGCGAACAGGCUUACCCAGAAUAUCUGAUAACCUACCAAAUUGUAUGUUCUGAAAGCAACUCUGGCGCCGUGUGAAACUGACAAUCGGUGAUAAGUGAAUUCUGUGCGCGCCUGUGUCAAAAGCCAAGCGGUGAUUAGUUGAUCGAAUGAUCACCGAGUGACUUAACAAUGAAGUGAAGUGCUAAAUGGUGAUUAUGUGCGAAUAAUGUUUUUUGGAUUUUUUUUUUAUUAUGUAAUAAUAAUAAUAAUUGUAUUUUU